Molecule: messenger RNA, 1263 nt
Organism: Apaloderma vittatum (bar-tailed trogon)
Lineage: Eukaryota; Metazoa; Chordata; Aves; Trogoniformes; Trogonidae
Gene: LRRC42
Product: leucine rich repeat containing 42
Exons: 7
Coding region: 1-1263 (420 amino acids)
Molecular function (GO): protein binding
Source: RefSeq, a predicted model, not a curated record
AUGUCUUACUGUCUCCACUCAGAAAGCGACUGGGAUACUGGGCCAAUAUAUGUGCGUGAAAAUGGGAAGCUGCACGUGGUAAAUCAGGGUGCAGGCGGCGUACGGAAUGUCACUGCCGAAACAAGACCUUUUAGGCUGUUUUCCAGAGGAUUUUCAGUGGAGCUUUGUAUGAACAGGGAGGACGAUAGGGCAAGGAGGCAGAGGACUGAUCAUUUCAUCUUCACGUACACCAAGGAGGGCAAUCUCCGGUACUCGGCCAAGUCUCUCUUCAGCCUAGUGCUGGGUUACAUUUCUGACAAUGUCGAUCACAUUGACUCGUUGAUUGGUUUCCCAGAGCAGAUUGCUGAAAAGCUCUUUUCAGCUGCAGAAGCAAGACAGAAGUUCACAGAACCAGUAACAGGACUGAGAGCUCUACAGAAGUUUACUGAAGCAUAUGGCAAUUUGGUGCUGUGUUCAUUAUGCUUGCGGAAUAGAUACCUGGUUAUCUCUGAAAAGCUAGAAGAAAUUAAGUCUUUCCGGGAGCUGACGUGUUUGGAUCUUUCCUGCUGUAAACUUGGAGAUGAACAUGAACUGCUGGAACACCUCACUAAAGAGGCUCUGUCUAGCGUAAAGCAGCUUCUCCUGAAAGACAAUUCUUUAUCUGAUGCUGGCCUUCGCAGAAUGACAGCUCCAGUACGAGUAUUGAAAAAGGGACUUGAGAAUCUUCUGGUGUUAGACUUGUCUUGUAACCCUAAAAUCACAGAUGUGGGAAUUGGAUACCUUCUUUCUUUCAAGAAACUGAAUUGUUUGGACAUUUCUGGGACAGGUCUCAAGGACGUGAGCGCUGUCAUUAAGCGGAUCCAAACGCAAAUAGGCCUGGUUCACUCCAAAGUGCCUCUGAAAGAAUUUGAUCACAGUAACUGCAAAACAGAGGGAUGGGCAGAACAGACCAUUCUGCAGUGGGAGCAGGCAGUUAUGGAGACCAUCAAGCCACAAGACAACUUGAGAACAGCAGCUCUGCACUUCUAUGGCAAGACACACAGAAUACAGGAGGUAGUCAAAUGCAAGCUAGUGGAGGCAGAAACAAAAGCAUGUGAAAGCUUGCAGUUUUAUAAGGAAAAAGUUCAAAAUUGUCAUUUCCCUUUGAAAAAGGAGGUUGCAGGAAGCCAUGACUUAAAGAACAGUAAAAAAAGAGCGUUGGCUGAACACGAGAGAGAAAGGACUUCCAAACAGAAGCAUCUGUGCCUCACUGUGGAGGACUGGGAUUUGUUAAAUACCUACUGA